This is a messenger RNA of Dentiscutata heterogama, 290 nucleotides long. The record is from the annotation of a GenBank genome assembly. NCBI's taxonomy places the organism in Eukaryota, Fungi, Glomeromycota, Glomeromycetes, Diversisporales, Gigasporaceae.
UAUCCUACACACCUACUAAUUCAAAUCAUCUUCAUUCUACUUGCCUAAAUAUUGACAAAUUAAUAGAAGAAAGUAAAGCACUUAAGAAUGAAAAUAUAGUACUUAAGAACGAAAAUAAUUUGCUAAAAUCUCAAAUUUUAGUAGUGAAGGAAGAACUAGAUACUUAUAAAAAUCCUGGAACAUAUAAUUUGCAUUUGGCUUUUAAGUAUCUGGAUUUAUGCCUUCCAUCUACCAAAAAUUUACAAAUAGUUACUGAGAAUCAGACAGAGUCUAAAUUAUUUCCUCUUUGA